GAUUUGGAUAAGGUUUUGGUGAAAAACCAGAACCGAUAGAGAUAGAGAGAGAGAUUUCUCGUCGCUCGAUGACUCUAAGCCGUUCAUCAGCCGCCGAUUCAACCAAUAACUCUAACCGAUCUUACUCUGCCGUGGCUGGAACCGAUCAUAAACGGAAACGAGACGAUUACGACCCCUCGUCGUCUCCUGAUUACGUCGGCGUUGUUGAUCUUCUCCAGAAAAUGAAGAAACAGGAAAUUGACGCCGAUCAUAUGGCUGCGUCGGCUCAACAGACUUUGAUUUCGUGGAGAUCCGGUGAGAAUUCCGGAUUUAAUCGGUCUCUUUCUUCUUCCGGCGAGUGUUCUUCGUCGAAUCGUCCUGAGUCGACUCGGUUACAAAUCUUUGUGAGGAUGAUGUCUGGAGGUAAAACGAUUGUGAUCCACGCUGAUAAAAACGAUACUGUUGAGAAGCUUCAUGAGAGAAUCGAGUGGAAAACGAAGAUUCCGGUGAGUGAGCAACGAGUUAUCUACAAAGGUAAGCAGUUACAGUAUGAACACUCGCUUGCUUACUACUCGAUCGAGCAAGACGCUUCGCUUCAGCUCGUUGGUAGGAUGCAGAGCACAGAGCAUCCUGUAGCUUGGCAAACGAUUGAUGAUAUUAUGUACACAAUUUCGAGAAUGUAUAAAGGUGAGAAUCUUCAAUCUAACAUAAAUGAGAAGAUUGUUACUUUCUUCGCGAUGAUUCCUGUGGAGAACGAUGAAUCGAUUGCGAAAUAUUUGAAGAUUUUCUCGAAUUCUUCGGUUCCAGCUGCGUUAGUGAUGCUAUAUGCUUCUUCUUUAGAGAGGAAUAAGUCUUGUGCUAAGAGUUCUGUUAAGCUGUUUUUGAGUAGUUGCGUAGCCUUGCCGAAGAAUCAGCAGAACUAUUGUUUACCGAUAGUGUUAGAGUUUUGUAAAAUUCUUAGGAAAGUUUGCCCUGAUCAGAAGCUAUAUGUUACUUGCCGGAACACCUUGGGCUCAAUGCUGGAAACGUUUGAUAACCCUCGUGUAUUCAAUGAUGGAUAUUCGACUUUUGGGGUGGAGAUUUUCCCCUUCUUUACCGAGUUAACUGGUCUUUUGGUGAAUGAGUUAGUCCAGAAUUCAGGUCCAAGUUUCUGUGACUUUCAUAAAUUUUCUUCAUUUUGGCAACAGUUGAGGAAGGCCAUUGAAUUCAAAGAUGCCGACUCGAUUCCCAAUCUUUUACCUCGGCGAAAUACUCCAUUGGAGGCGGAGAUCAGACAUCUUCAUCAGUUAUUUGGAAGCUUGUUGACGACAAUGGACCUUUGCAUGUGUAGGGUCGAGUCUGACAAAGAAGCUGGAAACAGUGAAACUAGAUCUUCAUCGUGGUCUCAAUAUCUAUCCAUUCUGAAGAUUAUCAAUUCAAUGUCUAACAUCUAUCAAGGUGCUAAGGGACAGCUAACUGUUAUGUUAAAUAAAAAUAAGGCGUCAUUCUGCUUCCUCCUUGUGAAAUUUGCUAAAAGAGGAGAUGACCACCAAUGGGUCUUUGAGUAUAAGGAAGCUACCAACUUUGAAGCUAGGAGGCAUUUGGCAAUGCUGUUGUUUCCUGACGUGAAAGAAGACUUUGAGGAGAUGCACGAAAUGCUCAUUGAUCGGUCCAAUUUGCUAUCAGAAUCGUUUGAGUACAUAGUGGGCGCAAGCCCUGAAGCACUUCAUGGUGGACUUUUCAUGGAAUUCAAGAAUGAGGAAGCUACAGGUCCUGGUGUUCUACGAGAAUGGUUCUAUCUGGUAUGUCAGGAGAUAUUCAAUCCAAAAAAUACCCUCUUUCUUCGAUCUGCUGAUGAUUUUAGAAGAUUCUCUCCAAACCCAGCAUCCAAGGUGGAUCCAUUGCAUCCUGACUUCUUCGAGUUCACCGGUCGUGUGAUUGCCUUAGCUUUGAUGCACAAAGUUCAAGUGGGUGUGCUGUUUGAUCGUGUUUUCUUCUUACAAUUGGCCGGACUGAAAAUUUCUUUGGAAGAUAUUAAGGACACCGAUCGAAUUAUGUACAAUAGCUGCAAACAGAUUCUGGAAAUGGAUCCCGUGUUUUUCGAUUCAAACGCCGGCCUUGGUCUAACAUUCGUGUUGGAAACCGAGGAGCUAGGAAAGAGGGAUACAAUAGAGCUAUGUCCAGGCGGGAAAUUCAAGGCUGUCAACAGCGAGAACAGGAAACAAUAUGUCGAUCUCCUCAUUGAACGCCGAUUUGCCACACCAAUAUUUGAGCAAGUAAAACAAUUUUCCCGAGGUUUCACUGAUAUGCUUUCGGAUUCUGUACAGCCCAGAUCCUUUUUCAAGAGAUUAUACCUAGAGGAUCUCGACGGAAUGCUUCGAGGAGGAGAAAACCCGAUAAGCAUAGAUGAUUGGAAAGCGCACACAGAAUACAACGGAUUCAAAGAGACCGAUCGCCAAAUAGACUGGUUCUGGAAGAUUCUGAAGAAAAUGACAGAGGAAGAACAGAGGAGUAUACUGUUCUUUUGGACAUCGAAUAAGUUUGUACCGGUGGAAGGGUUUAGAGGAUUAUCAUCAAAGCUUUAUAUCUACAGAUUAUAUGAAGCUAAUGAUCGUCUUCCAUUGUCUCAUACUUGCUUUUACCGUCUCUGUAUACCGAGAUACCCGACGAUGACUCUCAUGGAACAACGUCUCCGACUCAUCGCUCAAGAUCAUGUCAGCUCCAGUUUCGGUAAAUGGUGAAAUAAUUAUCAAAGUAAUCU
Messenger RNA from Arabidopsis arenosa, 2719 nucleotides. Lineage: Eukaryota; Viridiplantae; Streptophyta; Magnoliopsida; Brassicales; Brassicaceae. The record is from the annotation of a GenBank genome assembly.